UGUAAGCCGUUAAUCAUUCGGUAUCUUGUUCUUCCUCCCCUGCGAGGAGGGGCCGAGAGAGACCCCUCUCGUUCAUUUUCCCGGAAAAUCUGCCAAGAAAAUUUCCAUAGGGACCUCACAGAGGAAAAUAUUCGCCCUUCUAGUCCACGUUUUUUUUCUCACCCUCUCUUCUCGAUCUCUCGUCGCUUGUUCGUCCGUUUCUUCCUCUUUCCCCGUAUUCGUUUUUUCCCUUUUCGUCACUACCUCCGCCGUUCGAUUUUUCCGGAUUCCGGUGAUUCUGAUCAGAUCUAAAGUAGGAUAUGUUUGAUUUUCCCCGAGAGAUGCUGAUGGAUCGAGAGAGGCGGUUUUUUGGUCUCAACGGGAUUCACGAUUAUAGCUACGGAAAAUUCCGCGAUGAGAAUGGUUAUGGAAUAGCUGAUCGAUCGGAUGGUUACCGCGAGUGGAGUCCGUCGGGGUCAUCUGCUUCGAAAAUGUCGUGGAUCCUGUCGCCUUCAUCGUCUCCACCACCGUCGACUUCUUCUCCGCCGUUGCCUUCCUCCUCCUCCUCUUCCUCCUCUCCUGGUGCUGGAUAUAUCGAACACCGGGUCUCCAAGUUCGACACCCUCUCCGGCAUUGCCAUAAAGUACGGUGUUGAGGUGGCAGACAUAAAAAAGAUGAAUGGCCUGGUGACUGAUCUUCAGAUGUUUGCUCUCAAGACCCUCCGGAUUCCAUUACCUGGGAGGCAUCCUCCCUCCCCUUGUUUGUCCAAUGGUUCCUCAAAUCCUGGGGAGGGAAGUUAUGAGCAGGCUUCACCAUGCCACGAACAGACAUCAUCACUCUGUGAUAACCAAGGCUUAUUUGAUUCCUUCCAGUCUUUGAGAUUGAAAUCUUCAGACAGGAGGAAGUUUUCCGCAGCAAUGAGUUCAUUGCAGGGAUAUUAUGGGCUGAAACAUGCCGAGGGAACCGUUUCUGAAGGUUUGGAGAUGGCGGCGGUCCACAAGAAAGAAGCUUCCCGUCUCCUGAAAGAUGAUGAUGAUGGGCACCUUAGACCUUCCCCAUCAACCAACCCUCCUCAAAACUACCACAGGAAGUCAAAAAGCUUAGUAAAUGCCCUUCUGGCGGAAAUGGGCGAUGCGGAAACCAAUUCCGAUAAAUGGAACGAGAAGAAGCUAAUGAAAAGACGCCAAAAAUCCGAGGCAGACUUCACUACUUCACAAACACCAGAAACGGUGUUGAAGGAGGACAGCAGCAGCAGCAGCAGCAGUGGUGGGUUCUCGGCUAUAUCCGGGAAAGGGGUAGCCUUGAGAUCCAAAACCUCGAGCAGAAGUAAUCUGUUAACAGAUCAUGAAAAGGGUACUGUAAACUUGAUGGAUGGUGAUGCAGGAGAGAGGUUUUAUGGUGUGAGGAAGUCAACAAGUGCCUUGAGUCUCCGAGAACAGGACAGUAACAACGGUAGCUCGUUGCAGUGGCCAACCGGAAAGUGGGGAAUGAAGACUGAGAUGCUAAGGCCGGCGGCCAUCUUUGAUGGGCUACCAAUGCCCUUAACAGGUCGGAGGAAUAAAGCAGCUGUUGACUAAAAGGUGAGUUUGGGCUCGUUCCAUCACCAUUUUUUUUCUUGAGUGGUGAUUUAUAUACAUUUUGAAAGCAUGAAAUCCAUAGCUUAGCCGAUGGGGAGUAGAUAGAAUGUAAAAGAAAAGAGAAUAGCAGGGAGGGCAAAAGAAUGGAAACCCAAGAGAGGAAUUAGCAAAGAGUAUUUACAAAAUUCAAGAUCUUUUAUUUUUGACGUUUAAUAUCUAACCUCCGUGUUAAAAUAGAAAUAUCCAUUUUGACAAGUACAAAUAUCUCCAUUAUUACACUGCUAUUAAUUAAAAUGACACCAACCAAUACCAAAAGGCUGUUGGAACCUUUUCAGAGAAAAAUCAAAUGUAUAUAUUUUUACAAGUACGCACCCUCAUCACCAUAUAGAACUAUUCAUCAUCACGACUUAAAUUUAAUUCUCCGAAUGAAGAUAUAUAUAUAUAUAUAUAUAUAUCUUCUGUUUUGGACCCUAACCUAUUCGAUCAUUUUACGUUAUAAACAUCUUUUCUAAUGUCUUAAGAAUAUGUACCGAGUGCUCAAGACAACAUAAUAAAAAAAAAAUGCAACAAAACU
This is a messenger RNA of Tarenaya hassleriana, 2130 nucleotides long. RefSeq lists its product as uncharacterized. The coding region runs from base 300 to 1556 and encodes 418 amino acids. The record is from RefSeq and is a predicted model, not a curated record. The transcript has 3 exons. Lineage: Eukaryota; Viridiplantae; Streptophyta; Magnoliopsida; Brassicales; Cleomaceae.